AUGUACAUCGAACGGAUGAACAAUUGCACCAUGACCACCUGCAAUGCCACUGAGCAGGAGAUCACAUUCUCUGCCGUCGCUGAGCUCUGCGCCAUCAUCAGCGUGCCUGUGACCAUCGGACCUGAAGCUACUGCGUCCAUAGCAACGUCAAACCCAUUGUUCAGCACAGUCGGCAUACCGACGCAAUCAAGCCUACCGGCCGUGUCGACGCCCAUACUUUCAAGUACUCCUGCAAGCUCAGAAAUACUGGGAUCAACGACAGGCUCAAUCGCCACGCAAGAGAGCCCAACAUCUCCUACAGAGAGCUCUUCACCGACGUCGCUCGCGCCUCCUACUAGCGCAACGGCUCCUCCUGCCCAGUCGUCGUCGAAUGACCUGAGUCGCCUCUGCUCACCUUCGAGGUUGAGCCUAGUUCUGGGCGUGGGGACGGCGAGCAUCUUGAACAUGGUCUGGGCAUGA
Cladophialophora carrionii CBS 160.54 is the source of this 459-nucleotide messenger RNA. RefSeq lists its product as uncharacterized. Lineage: Eukaryota; Fungi; Ascomycota; Eurotiomycetes; Chaetothyriales; Herpotrichiellaceae. The transcript has 2 exons. The record is from RefSeq and is a predicted model, not a curated record. Bases 1 to 459 code for a protein of 152 amino acids.